This is a messenger RNA of Microcebus murinus (gray mouse lemur), 1839 nucleotides long. RefSeq names its product limb and CNS expressed 1 (gene LIX1). Gene Ontology annotation, cellular component: cytoplasm. NCBI's taxonomy places the organism in Eukaryota, Metazoa, Chordata, Mammalia, Primates, Cheirogaleidae. Gene Ontology annotation, biological process: autophagosome maturation. The record is from RefSeq and is a predicted model, not a curated record.
AGCGAGCUUCCCCAGCUAGCCUGUAGGUGGGUGUGUUUAACAGAAGGAAGCAAUGGGAACCCGCCUGUCAGCCGGCCUUUCGAGCUAAUUAGCUCAGCCUACAACAAAGAUAAGUGAGCCUGGGAAGAGGGCCCCCUGAGGGGUCUUUAGAUUCUGGGAAAUGUCUGAUUGGCAGAUGUUAAAAGGGAUUCUUUGGUAAUCCAGUGCAUCAAUGAGCUGCACAAAUUCAGUCCAGGACUGCAAGAAUUCAGGCAUGAGGACGCUCUGUGCAGGAGGCUCACACAGGCAGACCCAAGAUGGACAGAACCUUGGAAUCUCUGAGACACAUCAUUGCCCAAGUCUUGCCAAACAGAGACCCGGCUCUAGUCUUCAAAGACUUGAAUGUUGUGUCGAUGUUACAGGAAUUUUGGGAGAGCAAGCAGCAGCAGAAGGCUGCCUUCCCCAGUGAAGGUGUGGUGGUCUACGAGUCACUGCCAGCACCUGGGCCUCCCUUUGUGAGUUACGUGACCCUCCCAGGGGGAAGCUGUUUUGGCAACUUUCAGUGUUGCUUAAGUAGAGCUGAGGCCAGACGGGAUGCGGCGAAAGUGGCCUUAAUCAACUCCCUCUUCAAUGAGCUGCCCUCGCGCAGGAUCACCAAGGAAUUCAUUAUGGAAAGUGUUCAGGAAGCAGUAGCCUCCACCAGCGCCACAUUGGAUGACGCAGACGACCCCAGCACCAGCAUCGGAGCCUAUCACUACAUGCUGGAGUCAAACAUGGGGAAGACCAUGCUGGAGUUUCAGGAGCUGAUGACCAUUUUCCAACUACUGCACUGGAAUGGAAGCCUAAAAGCCCUUCGUGAAACAAAGUGUUCCCGACAGGAAGUCAUCUCCUACUAUUCCCAGUAUUCCCUAGAUGAGAAGAUGCGCAGCCACAUGGCCCUGGACUGGAUCAUGAAGGAGCGGGAGACACCAGGAAUUCUCUCUCAAGAGCUGCGAAUGGCCCUGAGGCAGUUGGAGGAAGCCAGGAAAGCAGGACAAGAACUCCGGUUUUACAAAGAAAAGAAAGAAAUCCUGAGCUUAGCCCUGACUCAGAUCUACAGUGACCCUGACACUUCCUCACCCAGUGACGAUCAGCUGAGCCUCACCGCCCUGUGUGGCUACCACUAGCAAGACCAGGUCCCGGGUACCCCCAGCAAUGGCAGAAGUGGACAUUAGGGAGCGCAGUGAAGGAGGUCCUCAGAGGCUUUAGCCUCUGUAGCUACCACUGAAGCCUGUACUCCUCCUCCCUCCCCACUCGAUUCACAGAAUGUGAGCUCAGUAGGACUCUUACAAGCCCCCACAGCCCGCUCAAUGCAUUAUUUCCAUAACACUCUCGGUAGUUCCACCUAAGCAUGAAAGGAUAGAGACUGGAUUGUUUGAAAAAUAUUUUCCAGGCCUGGCUCCAACCUAAGGCCUGGCUGACAUGUGCCUUGCUAGAUUAUACAUGUUGUUUCAAAGAACAGGCCCGAUGUAGCAUCCCCCCAAAGAACAGCAGCCAGAACUAGGGGAAGUAGCACGAUAGCCAUCUUUAAAAAUACUUGAGAUCGAAUAAACAAUAUGGAUGGUUUUUGAACGUAUACAAGGGUCUGAGUCUCUUCCUAAGCUCUGUAAGCUAAGCAGUAGUUUACAUUCAACUAGCUAUACUCUAAGCCUAUAGUGGGGAUUUUAUCUGGGCAUUUCACUAUCAAAGAUUUUAAAGUGGUAAUAAUAUGAAAAUACUAGAUAAACUUAAUGUGGCUUAAAAUGCCAUUGUGGGCCGGGAGGGGUGGCUCACGCCUGUAAUCCUAGCACUCUGGGAGGCCCAGGCAGGUGGAUUGCUCAA